Messenger RNA from Trematosphaeria pertusa, 372 nucleotides. RefSeq lists its product as uncharacterized. The record is from RefSeq and is a predicted model, not a curated record. The coding region runs from base 85 to 279 and encodes 64 amino acids. The transcript is spliced from 2 exons. NCBI's taxonomy places the organism in Eukaryota, Fungi, Ascomycota, Dothideomycetes, Pleosporales, Trematosphaeriaceae.
UGUAUGUAGUACGGCACUCUUCAGCGCCUAACUCUGCGUUAGCCGUAGAAGCAGAGGUGGCGCACGGCUUCCGCGUCGCCCAGCAUGCACCUGCCUCCGCGAACUCCGAUCCCAAUACCAUACUGGCCAUCGCCCUUCAUCGAAACCCUUGCGUUGCACAUCAAUCUCAUCCACCGUCACAUGGACUUGCUGUGCCGCCUGAAACGGCCGAAAAUGUUAGUUGGGCUAUCCUCAGGUGCCUACCCAGCGAAGGCCCCGCUGUGCCUCGCUGCCUCUUAGCAGGAAGGCAAACGCUGCGUAUAAAAGGGCAGCCCUCUUACCUAUCUAGAUAGCCCCCACCUUAAAAGCUUCUAUUCAUUUGAGUUUCCGCAC